AUGGGUGCAAAGCUCCUUGGACCAGGGGCGGAGGGCGAUGGCCUGCCCGCGCGCAGCAAGCGGCGCAACGACGCCGCCACCGCCGCGGCCGGCCGCGCCGCGCGCAAGGUGCAGGAGGUGUCGCGGCUGGACCUGGAGGACUUCGCGUUCAACAGCUCCCAGCAGCUUCAGAGCGGCUGCCACCACGACAGGGCCCGAGGCGUCGACGGCGAGGACGGCGGCGCGCCGAGCGAACCCGAGGCGGGAGGUGACGGCGACCGCGGCUUCGAGUUCCGGCCGCCGAAGCGGCGGCGCGAUUCGCAGCUGCUGCAGCGGCUACAGAAGCAGCGGCAGGUAGAGGCAGCGGUGGCGGGCCGCGGGGGCCAGGAGAAAGGGGAGGGCGGAGACGAGGAGAUGGAGAACGAGCAGCAGGAGGAGCAACUGGCUCGCCAGCAGCAGCAGCAGCAGCAGCAGCAGCAGCAGCAGCAGCAGCAGCAGCAGCAGCAGCUGCAGCAGCAGCAGCGGCUGCAGCUUGAAGAGGACGGGGACGGCGGUCAGGAAGUGCAGAAGGCAGAGCAGCAUGCAGAGCCCCAUGAACUGCGGGGCAACACAGACAUGGAAUCUGGAGAGGCAGCGGCACUGCCCAUGCCGGGCGCCGCGACACAGCUGGCGGCGGAGGCGCUUUGGGAGCUGCCGCACAGCCUCGGCAGAGGCGGCGGGGGCCCGGCGGCGGAAGCCGAGGGGUCGGGCGGCCACGCGCUUUCUGACAUCAGCAAUGCAUCCCGGGUGGCAGCUGCGGGGGGCGGCCGCGACCGGCGGCGCGCCGCCCAGUGGGAUUGCGACGCGCCAAGGGCGCCGUGGGAAUUCUCGUUUGCCAGCCCAGCACCGCAGGCGGCUGUCCCGGGGUCGGCGCCCUGGCUGGUGAGCGGCGGGGCCGGCGGCAAGCGGCGCGCGGUAACACCAGGCGCUGGGCAAGUGAAGGCCGGGGCCGCCGCCACCGCCGCACCGCAGCAGCAGGAGCAGCAGCAGCAGUGGCAGCAGCAGCAGCUGCAGCAGCAGGCGGCAGGGCUCGCUGGGGUGCUCGCAGCGCCCUCAGCGCCGCCUGCCGCGCGUGACGGCGAGGCCGACGUGCCGCCGCCCUCCGAGCGCACCCGGCGCUCGCCGCCGCUGCCGCCAGGGGCCCUCGGAGGCUCGCUGCCCACCCCCAAGCCCAUGGCGGCGGCCGCGACCCCAACCACCGAGGCGGCAGCUGGUGCAAGCGCGGGCCGGGCGCGGCGGCCGUCGGGGGUGGUCACGCCGAUGGGCGGCGCCGCGCCCGGCGCCGGCGCGGCGAGGGCGUUUUCGGGGGCUCUCCAGCAUGACCCCCGGUCGGCAGGGCUGACCGCGGCUGCGGCGCUCAGCUCGCUGCGCAAGUCGGGCAGCAGGCGGUCUGUAGGCGCCAGCGGCCUGUGCCGCGGCGGCGGGGGCGGCGGUGCGACGGGGGCGCGGGGCGGGCGCCGCAGUUCGACCCCAACCAGCGGCCUGCGGCCGGGCUGGGGCGCAGGUGCAGGCGGCGCUGCGCCGGCAGCUGGUAAUGAGGAGCGUCCUGGCGCUGCAUCGGAUCAGAAGAGCUCACACCCGGCGGGCUCGGCGGGGAGGGGCCGCGACAGCGGGGCAUUCAGCUUUGGGGUGGGGCCAGGCGGCGGCGGCGGCGGCGGCGAUGAACAGGGCGGGGGCACGCCCGCGUUUUCUGGGUCCCAGCAUGAGCGAGAGCAGCGGCAGCAGGCGGAGGGGCGGGCAGGGGCGACGCCCGGCGGGCGGGGCGGCCGCGGGCGGGGCGCGACGCCGACGCUGCUUUUUGCCGGCGACGCGCCGGGCGGCGGCGGCGGCGGGGCGCUGCAGGCAGCUGCGGGGGCGGUUGAGGCUGGGGCCCGGGGGCAGCGGCUCGGGGUUGAGCAAGGCGCAGCCCAGCAGGUUUCCACAACCCUCCUGUCCCUGCCACCCCUGCCAGGCGGCUCGCGCUGCUUCCCCGUGCCCGGCCGAGCAGGUGGCGUCCCCAAUGCUCCGUCGCCAGCGCCCGCAGCAGCGGCGGCGGCCGGCAAUGACGGGCCGGCAAACGGCCCGGCAGCCGCUCGCGCGGCGCCCGGCGCCGCCAGCCCCGCCCCGCGCAGCGGCGGGAAGCGCUGCUGCAGCUCUAGAGCUGGCGCUGAGGCGGAGGCGACGGCGGCUGCUGCGACGCCGCCGACGUUGCGGCGCUCGCCGCGGCUCCUAGCUUCCCCCGGGCCUGGGGCCACCUCAGGUGCCGCGUCGCCGGCGGCCGGGCGACGCCUGACGUUGGGGGUGGCCACGGCAUCAUUGACAGAGCAGCAGCAGCAGCAGCAGGAGCAGCAGCAGCAGCAGCAGCAGCGGCAGGAGGCGCAGUACAGAGUGGAGGAGUGGCAACGGGAGCGAGAGGACUGGCGUCCUUCGAGCCGGCCCGAGGGCCCAUCUGGCCUGCCGCCCGCAGCCGGCCGCACCCCCAGCCGAGCGGAAGCUGACGAGGCAGUGGCAAAUGCGGCUGGCGUGGCAAUGGAGUGCGACGAGGAGUUGCGUGGAGGUCGGGUCAAGCACAGGGCCCACCAGAGCGAUCUGGUCAGCAGCAAGGGAGUGGUGGACGCUGAAGCAGCAGCAGCAGCACCGGGAGCAGCGGCAGCAGCAGGGGUCAGGGACGAUGCGGCGGGCCCCUCGGAGUGUGAGCGGUCUCCUGACGGCGCCAAACGCGAGGCGCUGGCGCAGGCACCGCCCCCUCGGACAGGGCGGGCGCGGCGGGGCGCGGGCGGCGGUGGCGACAGCGGUGCUGGCGAGAGGACUGGGCAGGCGCAGGGGAGGGCGGCAGCAAGGGGUGGGGCCGCGCAGCGGCGGGAGCCCGGGCAUAAGCAGGGGCGAGACAGAGGCCGCGGUGCCCCUGCAAAGCAGCAGCAGCAGGAGGAGCAGCAGCAGCAGGAGGAGCGGCAGCAGCAGCAGCAGCAGCAGCAGCAGCAGCAGGAGGAGCGGCGGCAGCCAUCAAAGCAGUCCAAGCGGGCGGCCUCAGCGGCCCCGCAGCCUGCUCACACACGGAAUCCCAAGCAGCCGCGCGCCGCCGGGCCCAGCGGCGGCGUCCCGUCCGCGAGGGGGGCGCCCACGUGCGCCGCAGCAGGCGCCGGCGGUGCGGUCGGCGCGCGGCGCGGGCGCGCGCCGCCGAUGCUGAUCUGCUGCACGUCUGUGGACCCGUCUGUCCAGGAGCUGGCGCGCGCAACGGCGCGGCGGCUGCCGGGCGGGGCGCGCGUGUGCGCCGAGGUGCGGGGCCCGGGGCGCUUUGGGCUGUCAGUGCUUCCCUACUGCGG
Monoraphidium neglectum is the source of this 3320-nucleotide messenger RNA. RefSeq lists its product as hypothetical. The record is from RefSeq and is a predicted model, not a curated record. The transcript has 2 exons. Gene Ontology annotation, molecular function: acyltransferase activity, transferring groups other than amino-acyl groups. The annotation marks the transcript as partial. Lineage: Eukaryota; Viridiplantae; Chlorophyta; Chlorophyceae; Sphaeropleales; Selenastraceae. Gene Ontology annotation, biological process: positive regulation of gene expression.